AUGACGGUAAAACAAGCAGUAUCGAAGGCAGCGGUGUUCCUUGGGAUCAUCGGCCUUGCCUUGAACGCCUAUAUCUACACCUAUCCUUCGCUAAACCCAGAAAACUGCUCAUGGUAUCGCCCGACCCCAGAAUUUCAAGACCCCAUCAAGGCCCAACUCAUCGCCAUUCCUUGGGUUGGUGACUUGAUCAACACUUACUAUUACAAACAGUUUGAAAAUUACUCCAACGGGUUUGAAGAAAUAAAACUUCUUGCGGUGGGUGAUCCUCAGAUCAAUGGCAAUUGGCCAACCACUCCUUACAUGAAACGUCUUGAUAAUUACGGCAAUGAUUAUUAUUUGGGACAUAUUUACCAAGUGAUGAAAAAUAGAUUACACCCAACCCAUGUCUCGGUAAUGGGUGACUUGUUUUCCUCGCAAUGGAUUGGCGAUAGCGAGUUUUAUAAUCGUACCCGCCGUUAUUUAACGAGAUUAUACCCUCAGCCAGAAGACCACACCAAGGCGGUGUUUGAAGUGUUGGACAAACACCAAGAUUUGGACUGGCAGGGGUAUAUUGACCAAAUCAAGGGGGUGAGUAUGGACGAGGCAUUUGAUUAUCAUUUCGAGGAUACUUAUGAAUGGACCAACAGCUCCGUGAAGAAUUUCACUGGCGAGCCAUUAUUUAUUAACAUCACCGGGAACCAUGAUGUUGGGUACAGUGGGGAUGCCACUUGGCAACAUAUGACCCGUUACCAUCGUUUAUUUGGGAAAGAUAACUUUUACAUCGAGUACAACAAGGGUACCGAAUAUGCUUACAGAAUUGUGGUGCUCAAUACAUUAUUUUUGGAAGGUCCGGCAUUACAACCAGAAUUCGUCGAAUAUACCCACCAUUUCUUACAAAAAUUAAAAGCUCGGGAAUUCGAAGGAUCAACAAUUUUGCUCACCCAUAUUCCAUUCUAUAAAAAAGAGGGGCUUUGUGUCGAUGGUCCAAAACACGAUUUCUAUAAUGAAGAAACUUCGAAACGUGAACCUUAUAAGCUUGGUAAAUUGCGUUCUCAAAACCACAUUUCUUACGAAAUGACCCAAGAAGUGUUGGAUAUUAUCUUUGGUAGCACCGAUAAACCAGGGAUCAUUUUGACCGGCCACGAUCAUGAAGGGUGCUAUAACGUUUAUGAUAAGGAUUUACAAUCAGGAGUUUGGGAGGCAUCACCGGUGAAAACACAUGAUAGUUCCAAGGCCAACAAUUAUAUCCAAGAAGUCACCGUCAGAGCCGUUAUGGGAGAUUAUGAUGGGAAUAUUGGUUUGAUGACUGGAAAUUUCGAUAAAGAAGCCGGUCAAUGGGAUUUCCAUUAUUCUGCUUGUCCAUUUAUUGUGCAACAUGUAUGGUGGGCCACUAAAGCCGUUAGUAUCAUUGAGCUUUUCUUGAUUUCUUUCCUUGUUGUUGCUUAG
Messenger RNA from Saccharomycopsis crataegensis, 1425 nucleotides. RefSeq names its product Ted1p (gene TED1). Gene Ontology annotation, biological process: GPI anchor biosynthetic process. Lineage: Eukaryota; Fungi; Ascomycota; Saccharomycetes; Ascoideales; Saccharomycopsidaceae. The transcript has a single exon. Bases 1 to 1425 code for a protein of 474 amino acids. The record is from RefSeq and is a predicted model, not a curated record. Gene Ontology annotation, cellular component: endoplasmic reticulum.